Molecule: messenger RNA, 2197 nt
Organism: Anarrhichthys ocellatus (wolf-eel)
Lineage: Eukaryota; Metazoa; Chordata; Actinopteri; Perciformes; Anarhichadidae
Product: early growth response protein 4-like
Exons: 2
Coding region: 103-1392 (429 amino acids)
Biological process (GO): regulation of transcription by RNA polymerase II
Molecular function (GO): DNA-binding transcription factor activity, RNA polymerase II-specific; RNA polymerase II cis-regulatory region sequence-specific DNA binding
Source: RefSeq, a predicted model, not a curated record
GACUAACCGGAGCACACCGGGAGAUAACGGGAUUAAUAACGGGAGUCCCCGACAUUCGACUGAUCAAUCGAGUUCAUCCAGCUCAUCAUUUUAUAAACCGUCAUGCUUCUGGAGCGCGAGGACAGCUGCUUCAUGUCGGAGUUUGAGGACGCGUGCAGCGCGUGGGUGGACAGCGUGGGCUCGAGCCCCAUCAGCGACGGAGCUGAGUCCGACGUGGGGUCACCUUUCUGCCAAGUUUUCUCUCCGGGAACCGACGCCUCGGACUCUGAUUUCUUCUCCGACUUCAGUGACUGCUCGUCGGACACACUCUCUCCAUCUCUCGGCUACACCGGCAGCUUCUUCUCAGAGCCGGAGCCGGUGGUGAAGGCAGCACCGGCGGCAGCAGCGGAGCUGAGCAGCACCGCGGACGCGAUCCUCAACAUGAUCACAGAGAUCGUGGGGAUCUGCACCGAGAUGGAGCACGAGGACACAUCCUCCUCUUCUCCCGCGCUCUGCGCUCCACCUGCGGAUCUCAGCUCAGAGUCGAGCACCCCCCCUCCUCUUCCUCUUCCUCCCACGGUGGUGGUUUCACACCCGGUGGUUGUUAAAAGCGAGUUCGUGAGCUCCAGCUGCAGCAGCGGGUGCGCACACUCUUCGAUGCCCGGGAAUGAUGCUUCGUACCCGUGCACCGCUGACUCUCUCCUCCCGCUCUCCGCUCUGGAGCAGCAACAGGUGGACGUGUCCGCUUUCCUCGACUCCCUGCUGAGCUCUGAGGCCGGCCAGGGCGACCUGAAGCCCGGCUGCGAGGUGAAGCAGGAGCCGCUGGGUCUGGAGGACUGGUUGAAGAGCCUGAUGGUGCCGGUUACCGGGGGAGAUUCCGGUAGCUACGUCAUCGGCAGACCGGUGGUCAAGACGGAGCUCGAGCAGAGUUUCUCCCCCCCCCCUCUCCCCUCCACCCUGGACGUUCAUCUCCUCUCCUCCCUCCUGCAGGGCGCGUUCCCGAUAGUAAACAUCGGCGGCGCGCACGCCGCGUGCGCCCCCAAGCUGUCGCGCGGCGGCAGGAGAGCUCCCGCCAAGAAGAACGGACUGAAAGAGAAACCCUACCCUUGCUCCGUGCAGGGGUGCGAGCGCCGCUUCUCGCGCUCGGACGAGCUGAACAGGCACGUGCGCAUCCACACGGGACAGAAGCCCUUCCAGUGCACCAUCUGCGCGCGCAGCUUCAGCCGCAGCGACCACCUGACCACGCACACGCGCACGCACACCGGGGAGAAGCCCUUCUCCUGCGACGUGUGCGGCAAGCGCUUCGCACGCAGCGACGAGAGGAAGAGGCACGGGCGCGUGCACGUCAAGCAGCAGCUGCGGGCGCAGAUGAUGGCCGCCUACUCCCUGGCCCUGAACGCGCCCGGCGUCUGAGCGCGCGCUCCCGUUGUUCCGAUUUGGCUGCUGCAGGAGCGAAGUUCACGCUUCCGGAUUUUGAACCGUCGACCGGUGACGCGUCAGAGAGAGACGUUUCCAUGUGACGUCACACUGAGCAGGUGUUUAGACAGGUGACCUGGCCCACUCUCACGGCGCAUGCGCGAGAUGACAGUCCCGCUCGCAGGAGGGUGAUGGUGGAUUUAAAGAGUUCAGGUCUGAGUGUUCCGGUCUGAUCCAGGACCAGCCGGUCCGCCUCCGGACCCCCAUGGUGCACGAGACGCUCCUGGUGGUGGACUCUCUCUUAAAGGAGCUUUGUAAAAAACAUACACUUUUUGGACUUUCGUUUCCUGCAUGAGGACGUGAAGAACGUGAAUGUGUGACGUCAGAAUGUCGUGAUGUUGCUGUUUUUUAAUUCUAUGAAUAUUUAAUGACAUAUCUCUAUUUUUAUAUCUAUCUCUAGUGGUCUACCUCUUUGUGUCGCGCUGUUUUACAAUACGAGAGAGAGAGAUUGUAUUUAUGUAUAUAUUUAUAAGAGAUAAAGAAGAUUUAUACGGAGGAUCAACAUGAAAACACGAUGUCACUUUUCUACACCUCUGGUGCACUGAUGCAUUGUGGGAGGUUGUGUUCCCUUGUUAUUUUGCAUGGAGGAUGCUGCUGUCAAUAAAACAAAUCUUCAUCUUCAUCUUCUUCACGCUCCUGACAUUUUAUAACAGGCUGCUGUUGCUGGGCAACAGACGUUGAAGGUUGCGUUGCCGUGGCAACAGCAACUUGGGAGUUUUCAAACCGGACAUACAGGAAAGGC